AUGGAUGUGCCCGUCGGCCAGCCCGGAUACCCGCACCCGCACCCGCAGCAGCACCAGGGCAUCCAGCUCGGCGGACAACCGCACCAGGACCACAACGGCACGCUCCAGUUCGAGGAGGACCUGAAGGACAUCCCGCAGGCUCUCGCAAACUACGGCGGGGCUGCGCCUGCCGCCCCUCCCGCCGCCCAGCCAGGCCAGAUGCCGCACUUCCCUUCCGUCCUGCAACAGCCCCCACCGGCCGUCCAAGGCGGACCGGUCGCAGGCAUCCCCGUCAACCCCGCGCCGCAGAACAUGCAGGCUCCCUUGACGCCCCAGUACGGGCCCGACGGGAACCCUCUCCCGCCCAAGCGGCCGCGUGGGCGGCCCAGGAAGGUUCCCGGCACGGAGAGCAGGGGUCCUGCGACGCCUGCGAGCGGGGCGGAUUCGCCCAGUGGGAGGGGCAGGCCCAAAGCGAGGGGGCGCGGGAGGGGAAGGGGCCGCGGAGGACGGGGAGGAGGACGCGGUGGCAAGCGCAUGAGGGCGAGCAGCGACGAGGACGACUUUACCGGCGACACGACCGAGAGCGAUGCCGACGGCGACGAGGACGAGCAGAAGAGCGUCGACUUGAACGAGGAGGUCGACGACGAUUUCGGCACAGGGAAGAUGGCGCCGACGACCAAAUUCGGCCGCAAGGUGUCGAAGCCCAAGACCUUCGUCCCGACCAACAAGCCCACGAUCCAACGAAAGAAGCGCGCGCCGAUGGUCAACCUCGACGCGAACCUCAUGUGCCAGGUCUGCAACCAGGGCCACUCGCCUCCCGAGAACCGCCUCGUCAUCUGCGAAGCCUGCAACCGCGGCUGGCACCAACUCUGCUCCGUCCCGACUAUCGAGCACUCAGUCGUCGACUCUACCCUGCCCUGGUUCUGCAACUCGUGCGACGCGAAAGUCUCUGCGACGAAAACGCCUAUUGACGUCUCGGUUGGGGAGGGAUGGACGACGGGACGGGGAGAGGAGAAGGGUGAGGGACGUGAGGCGGAGAGGGAGAAUGAGUAUGACGAGGCGAUCAAGAAGGAGUGGUUGGAGACGAUGCCGCUGCAUCAGCUCGUUGGCUACGUCUUGAGCGUCGAGAAGAAGUUCGCCCCUCUCGUCGACGCCUCGUCCACCUCACUCCCCAUCUGGCCCGCCAAUCUCCCCGCCACCGUCGCCGAAGCCAAACUGCAGCUCCUCCGCGAAGCCGCAGAGCGCGAGGCAGCUCUCGAGCGCCAAGCCGAAGAACUCGCUGCGGCUCAGGGGUUGAUCCCGAUGCAGACGCCCUCGGCAGCGGGGAGCGAAGCCGGCACGCCUCUGACGUUCGAUGGAGCGCUGCCUGGCGACACGCCUGCUCGUACGGCGGCGAGUCGGCGCGCUGAAGCUGAGGCUGGACCGUCGACGCCUGGCGCUGCGUCCACUUCGUUCGCUGGCGCUGGAGCGUCGACGUCGCAAGGCUUGCACGGCAUGGGCGCCCAACAGCCGCAGGCUUCCUUCGCCCCUCCUCAGCCUCACCAGCCUGCCUCCUCCGUCCCGCUCUACCUCCGUCAGCCCUUCAACGCCCAGCCCGCUCUCUCCGGCACCGGCGGCGCAUCAGGCAGCUCCGUCUCGCCCUCUGGCUCUCCGCAGCCUCCAUUCGACAUCCCCGUCAGCGCGUCCACCUCCUCCGCCGCAGCUCAAGCAAACCGCUACGCACCCUACGCACCAGCCGGCUCGGCCUCUCCCGUUCCCGUGCAGCAACAGCACGCAGGGUUCUAUGGCGCUGGAGGCGGGUUUGGAGGAGCGUCGAAUGGAGGGUAUGGUAGCGCGAAUGCGUUUGCGCAGGGUAGUGGUGCGCCCGGUGGGUACGAGGCGAUGGCGAGGAGUGCCAGUGGAGGGGGUGCGCCGCAGUGA
Messenger RNA from Rhodotorula toruloides NP11, 1899 nucleotides. Its product is annotated as zinc finger, PHD-type protein. The transcript has 7 exons. The coding region runs from base 1 to 1899 and encodes 632 amino acids. The record is from RefSeq and is a predicted model, not a curated record. NCBI's taxonomy places the organism in Eukaryota, Fungi, Basidiomycota, Microbotryomycetes, Sporidiobolales, Sporidiobolaceae.